This is a messenger RNA of Cricetulus griseus (Chinese hamster), 440 nucleotides long. The record is from RefSeq and is a predicted model, not a curated record. Lineage: Eukaryota; Metazoa; Chordata; Mammalia; Rodentia; Cricetidae.
GGACACCAGGGACUGCUGACCAUGCAACUUCAAUCACCCAUGUCGUCUAGCACCGUCCAGAAAGAUUCAUACGGACCCCCAACAAAAGCCUAUCAGCCACUUCGAGGGAAGCGUGAAGCUAUGCUGGAGAUGCUCCUGCACCACCAGAUACCGUUCCGGAAGAAGUGCAGCUUCUCAACACCAGUGCCCUUGUCUCUGGGGCAGCCUUUGCCUUAUGAUUUUGAGAAUUCCCCCAACCAAGUGGAGUCAAUGUCUUCGAUUGCCUGUCAGGAAGGAGGGCAGGGGUGUGGAAAGACAAGGACAACUCCAGCCUAAGGGUUGAGGAGAGAAGUAGACAUGGAAUUUGGAGUCUAUUUGUGUUCAUACUGCAGAGGCAGGUGUGGGUUGAGCUAAUUCUCUGUGCUUGAUGAGGGGGUUACAUAAAGCACUCUCCUGCUGAA